Messenger RNA from Prosopis cineraria, 2958 nucleotides. Its product is annotated as protein TORMOZ EMBRYO DEFECTIVE. Gene Ontology annotation, molecular function: U3 snoRNA binding; protein binding. The record is from RefSeq and is a predicted model, not a curated record. NCBI's taxonomy places the organism in Eukaryota, Viridiplantae, Streptophyta, Magnoliopsida, Fabales, Fabaceae. Gene Ontology annotation, cellular component: small-subunit processome; 90S preribosome; nucleolus. The transcript is spliced from 14 exons. The coding region runs from base 81 to 2732 and encodes 883 amino acids. Gene Ontology annotation, biological process: endonucleolytic cleavage in 5'-ETS of tricistronic rRNA transcript (SSU-rRNA, 5.8S rRNA, LSU-rRNA); endonucleolytic cleavage to generate mature 5'-end of SSU-rRNA from (SSU-rRNA, 5.8S rRNA, LSU-rRNA).
AAGCCCUAGUUUCCCUUCGGAAGAUGCCGUGACAAAACGCUCGAGCUGAUUCCCGCAGUGGCUGAUACGAGGCAGCGCCAAUGGAAUCUCUUUCACUAAAAAGAAACUACCGUCGUGUCCCUGCUCUGCAGCAGUUCUACACUGGUGGACCUUUUGCUGUCUCUUCUGACGGCUCUUUCAUCGCAUGUGCAUGUGGCGAAACCAUUAAGAUCGUCGAUUCGGCUAAUGCAUCCAUAAGGUCAACCAUUGAGGGCGAUUCCGAGGUUGUCACGGCUUUGUCGCUUAGCCCAAAUGAUCAAUUACUUUUUUCCUCGAGUCACAGCCGGCAAAUCAGAGUUUGGGAUUUAUCUACGCUUAAAUGCGUGCGUUCUUGGAAGGGUCACGAUGGUCCUGUUAUGUCAAUGGCGUCCCACCCAUCUGGGGGAUUACUUGCUACAGGAGGAGCUGACAAGAAGGUCCUUGUUUGGGAUGUCGAUGGUGGAUACUGCACUCAUUACUUUACGGGUCACAGAGGAGUUGUUUCUAGUAUUAUGUUUCAUCCUGAUCCAGAGAAACAGCUACUUUUUUCUGGAAGUGAUGAUGGUGGUGAUCAUGCAACUGUACGGGUUUGGGAUAUUUCCACGGCCAAGAGGAAGAAAUGCAUUGCAACACUAGAUAAUCAUAGCUCAGCUGUGACUUCUUUGGCAAUAUCUGAAGAUGGAUGGACGUUGCUUAGUGCUGGAAGAGAUAAGGUUGUAACAUUGUGGGACCUUCAUGAUUAUAGUAGCAAGAAGACUGUUGUCACAAACGAGGCAGUUGAAGCUGUAUGUGCAAUUAGUCCUGGGAGCUCCUUUGCUUCAUCUUUAGAUUUAUACCAUCAACAGAAUGCAAAGAAACGAAGUGGUUCACAUGCAAUCCAAUUUGUUACAGUUGGUGACCGUGGAAUUAUACGGAUUUGGAGUUCUGAAGGUGCAGUUUGCUUGUUUGAGCAAAAGACUUCUGAUGUUUCAAUCAGCACUGAUGAGGAUGGCUCACAGAGGGGUUUCACUGCUGCUACUAUGCUUGCCUUAGAUCAAGGAUUGCUUUGUGUGACUGCGGAUCAGCAGUUUCUUGUUUACUCUCUAGAAUACAGCGAUGGGUACUUGCAAUUAAACCUAACCAAAAGACUUAUAGGGUAUAAUGAGGAGAUUGUGGAUAUGAAGUUUUUGGGGGAUGAUGAGAAAUUCCUUGCUCUUGCUACCAAUCUUGAACAGGUACGGGUUUAUAACCUGGCAUCCAUGUCAUGUUCCUAUGUCUUAGCUGGUCAUACAGACAUUGUUCUAUGUGUUGAUACCUGUGUAUCAAGUUCUGGAAGAACAAUGAUUGUUACUGGAAGUAAAGACAACAGUGUUAGGUUGUGGGAAACAGAAAGCAGAAGCUGCCUUGGAGUAGGCAUAGGUCAUAUGGGUGCUGUUGGAGCAGUUGCCUUUUCAAAGAAGAAGCGAGACUUUUUUGUUAGUGGUAGCAGUGAUCAUACUCUAAAGGUGUGGAGUAUAGCUGGCCUCUCAGACAAUUCGGCACUGCCUAUCAGUUUAAGAGCAAAAGCUGUUGUGGCAGCCCAUGACAAAGAUAUUAAUUCUGUAGCUGUUGCUCCAAAUGAUAGUUUUGUAUGUAGUGGUUCUCAGGAUCGCACAGCUUGCGUUUGGAGACUUCCAGAUCUAGUAUCAGUAGUUGUUCUCAAGGGGCACAAAAGGGGAAUUUGGUCUGUAGAGUUUUCUCCAGUGGAUCAGUGUGUCAUAACAGCAUCUGGUGAUAAGACAAUAAGGAUAUGGGCUAUAUCUGAUGGCUCAUGUUUGAAGACAUUUGAAGGGCACACUUCAAGUGUGUUAAGAGCAUCAUUUCUUACUCGUGGGACACAAUUUGUUUCUUGUGGUGCUGAUGGUUUGGUAAAGCUGUGGACGGUGAAGAGUAAUGAAUGCAUUGCCACUUAUGAUCAUCACGAAGACAAGGUUUGGGCCUUGGCUGUCGGUAGGAAGACUGAAAUGCUUGCAACUGGUGGCAGUGAUGCUGUUGUCAAUUUGUGGUUUGACUCCACUGCUGCUGACAAAGAAGAAGCUUUCCGUAAAGAGGAAGAGGGAGUUUUGAAAGGACAAGAACUGGAGAAUGCUGUCUCGGAUGCUGAUUAUGCUAAGGCAAUCCAAAUUGCUUUUGAAUUGCACAGGCCCCAUAGACUAUUUGAGUUACUCGCAGAACUUUGCAGGAAGAAAGAACCUGAAGAUCACAUAGACAGAGCCCUUAAGGCUCUGGAAAAGGAAGAGUUGCGCAUACUGUUUGAAUAUAUUCGAGAAUGGAACACAAAACCAAAGCUCUGUUAUGUUUCACAGUUUGUGCUUUACAGAGUUUUCAACAUCUUUCCUCCAACGGAUAUUGUUCAGAUGAAAGGCAUUAGGGAACUUCUUGAAGGUCUCAUUCCAUAUACUCAGAGACACUAUAGCAGGAUAGACCGACUUAUUAGAGGCACAUUUUUGUUAGACUACACUUUAACAGGAAUGUCAGUUCUUGAACCAGAAAUUCAACCGACAGAGCUGAAAGUCCAUUCUUUGUCGCAUACCGAAAACAAUCAUACUGACGAAUAUGUCAUUUUGGAGCAGGAUCGCACUCAAGAAAAUGCUGCUUCCAAGAAAAGGAAGUCAAACAAAUCGAAACAGAGUUCUCGUAAGAAAACCAAGGGUGUAUCUUACACCAAGGUUGGACCUAUUGAAGGACAGGCAUAAUAUGAAUGUGAUCAUCCCCGGUUGUUUUGGAUGGAUUGAUCAAUAUAUGGGCUGUUCUGGUAAAUUCUAAUUUUAAAAAUGCAGCUGUCGUUCUCCAGCUUAGCAGUGGAAAUAUUUUGUCGCCGGCUUCAUUCUUGUAAAUUAAUUUGAAGUUUUGCUCUCUAUGCGAGUUAGAAAAACUUCUCCAGCUUGUCAAGAAACUUGUCAAAAGAACGAUUAUUAUUCA